CUUCAACCCCUUAAACAUUUCGAUCUACCUCUUCUUUCCUUACUGUAACCACCAUUCACGAUGUCACCUAGCAAGCUGGGUCUUUUCGCAAGCCUGGCGCUGGCCGCCAACGCCGUGCUCAUCCCGCCUUCGAUGGGGGCAGCUGAGCUCGGGGACGACAACGCUCUGGAGACGCUCGCGAUCAGCCCCUUCAAGCGAACAGUCGCUGUUGAGUGCCUUGGAUGCGCCUUUGCGACUGUCGACGGCGAGACUUUGAACUGGGAGAAGGACGCAGGCAACGCAUUUCUUCUUGACUUCGAAGUUGGUCCCCGCGAGGAUUCUCUCGAAGUCGAUGGCGUUCAACUCUAUCCACCAACCUUUGCGAUUGCCUCGCAGCCUUUCUAUGUCACUCAGAUCAACCCUAACGCCGAGGAAGGCCUGCGCCUCCGCGUCACUGGCUACACUUUCCACUUCAACACGGCCGAGACUGUGUCUGAGGCGGGAGUUGAGCUCCUUCCCAUGACCUUCCAGAUCACCUCCGUCGAAUCGACACCCAUGCACCCACCAGCAAUUACCGUCAAUCUUCUCAAGGAUCCCUCCGGCCGUCUCAUGAUCGCCUCGUUCGACGCGAAGCAGAGUCUCGACGCCAAGCCGGUUGAGCAAGAGAAGGAGUGCAAGCAAUGGCCGCUGCUCUGCAAGUGGAAGGGCAUCAUGGCCGACCGUAUCGAGAGCCUGAAACACAUGGGCAAGGGACGGCCAGGCUGCCACAAGCGACCUCACGGCAUGCAGCGCCCUCAUGGUCAACACAACUCUAUGGGAGAGGAGACUUUCAAGGGCAAGCCGCCGCACAGGUUCCGCCCUGGCGGACAUCCCCGGCCUCCUCACCACAUGGAGCACAACGGUCACCACGGUCACCACGGUCACCACCACCAGAUGCAUAUGUUCCUUCGCCGCGCAUUCUUCACUGUCCUCGUUCCCAUCCUCAUCGGUAUCUUCGCUGGUACACUCACGUACCUGCUUGGUAUGGCUCUCGGCUGCCUCAUCGCUAUCGUAGUUGCCAGAUUCCGCGGCCAGCGCUAUCAGCCGAUUGCCCUUGAGGAGGACGUCGAGGAAGGUAUUGUUGAGGAAGCCAGCGAGAAGCAAGAGUUCGCCGAGCUUCCCGCGUAUGAGGCGCCACCUGUCUACCAGGACGUCCCUGGGAAGGAAUUAGUUGAGGACGCGAAAUAGGCAUCAAUCUGUAUAUCAAUAUGGCAAUGUAGAUGCUGAUGCCUUGGGACAGCGUUCGGACAAGGCCAAAAUCGAGGAUACUUUUGUUUUAUAGUCGUAGGAAUUGUUCACAGUUAUGCUUUCCAUGAAUCUCAAAUGUUAUCUGCAUUCUUUCUCUGUCACACACGUGGUCUUGAA
This is a messenger RNA of Didymella exigua CBS 183.55, 1383 nucleotides long. RefSeq lists its product as uncharacterized. Bases 61 to 1206 code for a protein of 381 amino acids. The record is from RefSeq and is a predicted model, not a curated record. NCBI's taxonomy places the organism in Eukaryota, Fungi, Ascomycota, Dothideomycetes, Pleosporales, Didymellaceae. The transcript is spliced from 2 exons.